Triplophysa dalaica is the source of this 4014-nucleotide messenger RNA. RefSeq names its product gephyrin a (gene gphna). Gene Ontology annotation, cellular component: postsynaptic specialization; cytoplasm; dendrite. Lineage: Eukaryota; Metazoa; Chordata; Actinopteri; Cypriniformes; Nemacheilidae. The coding region runs from base 42 to 2702 and encodes 886 amino acids. Gene Ontology annotation, biological process: establishment of synaptic specificity at neuromuscular junction; Mo-molybdopterin cofactor biosynthetic process; glycine receptor clustering. The transcript is spliced from 27 exons. Gene Ontology annotation, molecular function: molybdopterin molybdotransferase activity. The record is from RefSeq and is a predicted model, not a curated record.
UCUCCUCAGGCUCGUCAGUGCGGGCGAGAGCGCUGCUAAACAUGGCGUCGGACGGAAUGAUUUUAACUAACCACGACCACCAAUUCCGAGUUGGAAUAUUAACAGUGAGUGACAGCUGCUUCAGAAACCUUGCUGAGGACCGCAGCGGAAUCAACCUCAAAGAUCUCGUCCAUGACCCAUCCUUGCUCGGAGGCAUAAUCGCUGCAUACAAAAUAGUCCCCGAUGAGAUUGACGAGAUCAAGGAGACACUGGUGGACUGGUGCGAUGAGAAGGAGCUCAACUUGAUUCUAACCACCGGUGGAACGGGCUUUGCUCCCCGUGAUGUCACACCUGAGGCCACCAGAGAGGUGAUCGAGCGCGAAGCUCCAGGGAUGGCUCUAGCCAUGCUCAUGGGUUCCCUAAAUGUCACACCGCUCGGCAUGCUGUCCAGACCCGUAUGUGGCAUCAGAGGCAAAACCCUUAUCAUUAAUUUACCUGGGAGCAAAAAGGGCUCACAGGAGUGCUUCCAGUUUAUCUUACCCGCUCUGCCUCACGCCAUCGACCUGCUGAGGGACGCUGUCGUGAAGGUAAAGGAGGUACAUGACGCCCUGGAGGACCUGCCAUCUCCUCCUCCACCUCUCUCCCCUCCACCCACCACCAGCCCACACAAGCAGACAGAAGACAAGGGUGUGCAGUGUGAGGAAGAGGAUGAGGAGAAGAAAGACAGUGGUGUGGCGUCCACAGAAGACAGCGGCUCCUCUCACAUCACAGCAGCGGCUAUAGCGGCUAAGAGCAUGAAGUCCCAUUCCAGCCAUGCUGUUUUAAUGGCGAAAGGUGGGCGGCCCCUGAGCGGCUUCAUCCCGCCCACUUACAUUCCCUCCCAUUUCACCUGCUCAUGCAGCGACUCGAUACCAGAAUCCAUCAUUUCACGAGGCGUGCAAGUGUUACCGCGGGACACCGCCUCUCUCAGCACUACGCCUUCUGAAUCUCCUUGUGCUCAGCAGUCCCGCCUCUCCACUGCCUCCUGUCCCACCCCAAAGGCCCGGCUCACCUCCUGCUCAUCCACUUAUAGUGUCACAGAGGCCUCACGGAGAGAGUUCAGGGCUCACCUGGAUGAUGUCAUCACGCUCAAGUCAAGGUACUCUACCUUGGACCAGCUCCACUCUAGGCUGGAGGGGCUCAAAGAUGAUCGCAGGAACCAUAGGACCUUCGACUCGCGAGUCCAGUCGCGAUGCAGCAGCAAGGAGAACAUCUUGAGAGCAAGUCACAGCGCAGUGGACAUCACGAAGGUAGCUAGGAGACACCGCAUGUCCCCUUUCCCACUCACUUCUAUGGACAAGGCCUUCAUCACUGUGCUGGAGAUGACUCCUGUCCUGGGAACCGAAAUCAUCAACUACAGAGGGCCCAGCGCAGGUGACAUGGCCCCUCCGGCACGAAAAGGCGUCUGGCACCAGAGUGGCUCAAGCUGGCGGAAAAUGCCUCUCUGUUCUGGCCCUGAAACAAAGACAGAGUCGAGGUCCUUGGCCAGUGCUGGCCACACCCCCAGGUAUUGCACAGAUGGAAUGGGUCGCGUUUUGGCUCAGGACGUCUACGCCAAAGACAACUUGCCACCUUUCCCUGCAUCAGUUAAAGAUGGCUACGCCGUUCGAGCUGCUGAUGGCCCUGGAGAUCGUUUCAUCAUUGGGGAGUCUCAGGCCGGGGAGCAGCCCUCUCUCACAGUCAUGCCAGGGCAGGUAAUGAGGGUAACAACAGGUGCUCCUAUCCCAUGUGGUGCUGAUGCCGUUGUGCAGGUAGAAGACACAGAACUUCUACGAGAGUCUGAAGAUGGUACAGAGGAGCUGGAGGUGAGGAUUCUGGUUCAGGCACGUCCAGGACAAGACAUCAGGCCAAUAGGACAUGAUAUAAAGCGAGGAGAGUGCGUGUUGUCUAAAGGCACUCACAUGGGCCCGUCUGAGAUUGGGCUCCUGGCCACUGUAGGAGUCACAGAGGUGGAAGUGCAGAAAUUCCCAGUUGUAGCAGUUAUGUCCACCGGCAACGAGUUGUUAAAUCCGGAGGAUGAUCUACACCCAGGAAAGAUCAGGGACAGUAACCGGUCCACACUGUUGGCCACCAUCCAGGAACACGGCUACCCCACUAUUAACCUCGGGAUCGUCGGAGACAACCCAGACGACCUGCUGAAUGCCCUGAACGAGGGCAUAAGUCGUGCCGAUGUCAUCAUCACAUCCGGGGGUGUGUCCAUGGGUGAAAAAGACUAUCUGAAGCAAGUACUGGAUAUAGACCUUCAUGCUCAGAUCCACUUUGGCCGAGUUUUUAUGAAACCAGGUUUGCCUACAACAUUUGCCACCUUAGACACUGACGGUGCCAGAAAACUGAUUUUUGCCCUUCCAGGUAACCCAGUGUCAGCUGUUGUAACCUGUAAUCUCUUUGUCAUCCCUGCAUUAAGAAAAAUGCAGGGGAUUUUGGACCCAAGACCCACCAUCAUCAAAGCCAGGCUGUCCUGUGAUGUAAAGUUGGAUCCACGUCCAGAGUAUCAUCGCUGUAUACUGACAUGGCAUCACCAGGAACCACUGCCCUGGGCACAGAGCACAGGAAACCAAAUGAGUAGUCGGCUAAUGAGCAUGCGCAGUGCCAACGGCCUUCUGAUGUUGCCUCCGAAAACAGAGCAAUACGUGGAGCUGCACAAGGGCGAAGUUGUGGACGUCAUGGUCAUUGGGCGGCUAUGAUGUCGUCUUUAGGGGACAGACCAAGUGAAGAGCAAGACAGUGGUGCAUGUCCACAUAUCAUUACUAUUCUGUAAUAUGCAACGGCACAGCUAGUUUUUAUUGAUUUGGAAAAAGUUGAUCCAGUAUAAUCAACGUUUCAAAUAAAGAUUAAUACGUGAAUAAAUGAAAAUACGACUUGGAAGACAUCAUAGUAUUGCAAAGAGAGAAAAUAUUAUACCUUUUAAAGUGAGAAUAUAUAUAUAUAUGAAAUAUAAGAGAUUUAUUCUGUAAUAUAUUGUUAUAAUUAUUAUGAUUAUUAAUAUAAUGAUGACUAUUAUCAUAUUAAGCUACUCUGUUCUCUUUUAUUGCAAUUGCUUUGUGUGUUCAAUGCUAGAACUUAUAGAUAGCGGUAGCAUUUUAAUAGACAGCUGUUGGCACCUGUCCACACAUCCAUCAGAAAGCUUAUUUUCUCAUCGGUAGAAAAUGUGCCACUGAGGGAUGAAAAAAUCUUAAAACAUUUACAACAGAGACCCCUUUGGACUCCUGACAGAAACGUGGAUCUUUUCAUCUCUCCUCAAAGUGCACCAAGGUGACCCAGCUAUCUUUCCCUUUAGUAUUAUAUGCUCCAUAAAGACUUCAUUAUGCUUCAUAAAGGGUUUACAAAACCGCUUUGCUUGUCGUUUAAAUUGUGAGUCGUGUUUAUGUGCGCGGUGCCAAAAGCCAGUGCUGUGGGGGGUGAGGUCUUGUGGUUAUGGCUGUGCAAAGCAGUGGGUGCUGCUGGGUAACACAGAUUUUGUACAGAUCCUCGAAACACCGUUUUGCAAAUGAUGACCAGUCAGUGAACUUCUGACGGGUCUGUGUAAAUUCUAUGCUAUUUAAACGCACCCAGAGACUUAUCCUGUGCUACAGGCUACCUUGGUCUGGAGCAGACUUCGUGAUAAACUGGCCCUCAUAGCUCUGCCCUUAUUACUCUCUAUUUUACCCACUACCCUUACAUUUAAACUCGCCCGGCCCACUCCUAGAGGCUGAGCUUCCUGGAAACAUUUAUUUCCGUACCUUCGAAGAUGAAGACAGCUUAUUUAAGUGCUGACAGCCUUUUUAAACGAAUUACAUAAAAUGUACAGUCAAAAAAACGCAAGAGUGACAUUGUACAGAUAAGUGACCAGCACUACCGAGGCAUAUACUAAGGUAUUGAAAUGAUAUUGAAAAACUCUGUACUAUAAUAUCAUUUUCUGUAAUACUGAUCAAAUACGAGAAUUAAAAUUCUUGAUGAUUAUGUAAAGACGUGGUGCAGUUUCUUUUUUAAAUAAACACAAAGCUGAUUAAAGUUUUA